Messenger RNA from Nelumbo nucifera (sacred lotus), 1178 nucleotides. RefSeq names its product peroxin 11B (gene PEX11B). Lineage: Eukaryota; Viridiplantae; Streptophyta; Magnoliopsida; Proteales; Nelumbonaceae. The record is from RefSeq and is a predicted model, not a curated record. Gene Ontology annotation, biological process: peroxisome fission. Gene Ontology annotation, cellular component: peroxisomal membrane.
GGUGGUCAUUUAUCCAGAAGAAUUCUGUACAAACAUUAGUUGCAAACAACGUUUAUCUUUCUAUUACAGAAAAACAAAACCCAUUUGCAGCAAACCGAGCAAAGAAAAUCCAACCAAAAGUUUUAUAGCUUGGCGUGUUAUCCAAAACCAGUUUUUGUGGUACUCCUUAGAUUUAAUGGACAACCCUUCUCCCUUCAUAUCAAAAUCAAUAAGCUCUCCACCGUCACCAGCAUCAACUACCAAGCUUUGCUUUGCUUGAACCAUGAAUGACACAGUGGACAAGCUGGUUAUCUUCCUAGCCAAAAGGGAUGGCAUAGACAAACUGGUCAAGACCUUCCAGUAUGUCUCCAAGCUUGUUCAUUGGCACGUCGAAACCACCCAUCCUGAUAUUGCUCAAAGAGCCAAGCAAUGGGAGGUGGCUUCUGGUCUCAGUCGUAAAGCUUUUCGAUCAGGUAGGUUCCUCACUGGUUUCAAUGCCCUCCGCCGAAACCCAGGCUCAACUUUGACUUUCCGCUUCCUUGCUGUUCUUGCUAAUGCUGGAGAAAUGGUCUAUUUCUUCUUUGACCAUUUUCUGUGGUUGUCAAGGAUUGGAGUAAUAGAUGCUGGGCUAGCUAGAAGGAUGAGCUUCAUCUCUGCCUUUGGUGAAGCCUUCGGCUACGUUUUCUUUAUCAUAUCAGACUUCAUUAUCAUGAAAGAGGGACUAGAAGCACAGAGAAGGAUCUCUCUGCAACUUAAAGCGGGCGACACUUCGAAAGAAAAAUCCAUGGAGAUGGAGCAAAAAGUGAGGCAAAUCAGAGCUGAUAGGGUGAUGAGAUUGAUGGCGGUGGCUGCCAAUGUUGCCGACCUAAUUAUAGCGUUGGCUGACAUCGAGCCCAACCCUUUCUGCAACCAUGCAGUCAUACUCGGAAUUAGUGGAUUGGUCUCUGCAUGGGCUGGUUGGUAUAGAAAUUGGCCCUCAUAAGCAUUAGGUUUAUAGAAAGUGGGUAGAGGUUGAUGAAGUGAAUAUAGUAAUAUCAUCUCUUGGAUGUCAUUGUGAAAAACAGUAUCCUAGUGAUGCCAUGAUUGUUCGUGGCUGCAAGCCUGCAACUUGUAAGCAACUAUCUGUAAUCGGAAAACUCGCGAGUGUUGAUAGGAAAAUUGAUGGGUAUUACAUACUCCUUUUAGUUCAAUUUAUUUUA